AUUUUUCCAACGAAAGGAGGACUUGCAAUUUAAAUCUACUAGUAUCAAUUUAUUCCCCUUUAUCGCACCGAGAAUAAAGGGGAACCAUUAGUUUUUAUUUCGAGUGGGUGGUGGCAAUUCCGUAAUUUACCAUUGAAAUAAGGGUUUGUGUAUUAUAUGUUUGACUGCUAGUUGAAUUAAUGGAACUUGCUUAUAGUUUCUCUUUCCCUUUCUCUCUCUAACUUCUCACCAUUCAUUCUUUUCAUUCUUCCCCAUCAGUUUCAAACCUGCAAUCUCUCUCUCUCUCUCUCUUCUUUCUCUCUCUUAAUUAUUUUGUUCAGUUUUAUAUUUUUUGUUUUGAUCUAGCUGGAAAUAUGAAGAAGGCGUGUGAGUUGUGUGAGAAAAUGGCGAGGAUACGCUGCGAGGCGGACGAGGCUAGCUUAUGCUGGGACUGCGACGCAAAGGUGCACGCCGCUAACUUCCUGGUGGCGCGUCACUCCAGGAAUCUGUUAUGCCACGUCUGCCAAUCCCCGACGCCGUGGUCCGCUUCCGGCGCUAAGGUCGGCCCCGCCGUCUCCUUCUGCCUGAAAUGUUCCGAUUCAAGGAUCCGUGACGGCGGAGAUGAAGAAGCUCCGGCGACGGCGGCGGCGGAAGCGGCGGAGGAGGAGGAGGAACGCGAUGAGAAGGAAAUGGAGAAUCAGGUGGUGCCUUGGUCUCCGCCGGAAAGUUCUUCGACCAGCAAAAACUCCGACGGCGGCGGCUGCGGCGGAGGCGGCGGCGAAACGGUGGAUUCGAGGAAGCGCUGCAGACAUGAGGAUAAUUUUUCGUCUAACCAUCCUUCCUAUGACAACAACGGCUGUUCAACAACUCCAUCGGGAAAUAUUCAGAAACCGGAUCCGGGUCGGGUUGGAGUGCGCGAUCCGAAAAGAUUCUGCCGGAAAGAAGCCAGUUCAGGUACCGAAACGCCGGAAAUACACACCUUCGAUCUAAACUCGCCGCCGUCUGACGUGGACGUUGAUCUCUCUAGUCACCAACAAAUUUAGUUGAAUUUGCUUUUUUAUUUAUUAUUAUUAUAUUAUAAUGUUUAAUUUACCACAGUUUAGAUUAGGGUUUCAGAAUUAGGAUUACAUUUUAGUUAUAUAUAUUUUGGAUUAUAUAGUUUUAUACAUAGGGAUGAUAAUUUGUGUUCAUCUCAAUCUCAACAAUAGAGGAAUAUUUUGUGUCACACUUUCGGAUCAUUGGAUGUGUAGUUCUUUCAUUUAUUAU
This is a messenger RNA of Erythranthe guttata (spotted monkey flower), 1245 nucleotides long. RefSeq lists its product as uncharacterized. Gene Ontology annotation, molecular function: zinc ion binding. The record is from RefSeq and is a predicted model, not a curated record. NCBI's taxonomy places the organism in Eukaryota, Viridiplantae, Streptophyta, Magnoliopsida, Lamiales, Phrymaceae.